This is a messenger RNA of Trichogramma pretiosum, 3689 nucleotides long. It is a transcript of the gene Bre1, whose product is annotated as E3 ubiquitin-protein ligase Bre1. Gene Ontology annotation, cellular component: HULC complex; nucleus. Lineage: Eukaryota; Metazoa; Arthropoda; Insecta; Hymenoptera; Trichogrammatidae. The coding region runs from base 330 to 3224 and encodes 964 amino acids. The transcript has 15 exons. The record is from RefSeq and is a predicted model, not a curated record. Gene Ontology annotation, molecular function: metal ion binding; ubiquitin protein ligase activity.
CUCUCACUCGGCGCUCGAGCUAACUUAAGAUUGUAACACUAACGCCACAGCUACACCAUAGGUUAUCCAGAAAUUCAGGUUUACUGCAACUUCAAAUUGCGAAUGCACAUAGCACCGUGCAAACGCCUACCUCUCCUGAAAAUUGGCGUUCCACGUCCAGCGCAUAUACAUUUUCUCUUAGUAGACAGAUGGCUUGUAUAAACUAAGCACAGUGGCAAUGGCGUCUAAACUGUUACAAUACAAAUUUAUGGCGUUCUCAAAAGAUAUGUGAAAGUCGCGAGAACCUAUAAACUGAUUUGAACUUGAAUGAAUAUAAUCCCAGCGCAAAAAUGUCGAAAAGGGCAAAUGACAGCGGGGACACAAGCUGCCAACCUCCUAUUAAGAAGGUGCAGUUUGAGCCAAUAUAUAUUGGUCCCAUUUCUACUUUGGAGGAAAUGGAUAUGAAAGUUUUGCAGUUUCAAAAUAAAAAACUUGCUCAGAGAUUAGAUCAAAGACAUCGACUUGAAGCAGAAUUAAGACAGCGAAUUGAACAGUUAGAAAAACGUCAAACUCAAGACGAUGCUGUUCUGAAUGUAGUUAACAGAUAUUGGAAUCAGUUGAAUGAAGAUAUAAGAGUUUUACUUCAGAGAUUUGAUGCAGAAACAGCAGAUGAAUCGGAAAAUAAAAAUGAGAGUGAAGCGACAACAUCUUUUCUUAUGCAACUAUCAUCUUGGGAUAAAGAAGAAUUAGACGAUAAACUUGCUCAUAGAGUUCAAGUUUCCAAGCGAGCUGUAUCCAAAGUUGUUCAAGCUUUUGAUAGGCUUUCCCAAAGAAAUGAAAAAAUUACAUUAGCUCUCAAAGGGGAAAUUGAUGGAGAAGAAGCACCUAACAUUGAUGAAGUUGUAAGAAAAGCAAACAAUGAAAUUCAAACAGAAAAUCGAAAUUUACAAGCUAUCAAUAUUCAACUACAUGAAAAAUACCACACUAUUUCACUUAAAAUGUCAGAAUUACAAGAUACUAUAACAGCUAAAGAUACAUUGGCAGCUGAACUUCAUAAUCAAGUAGAUGAUUUACAGUAUGAACUAAAUAAAGUGCAAGCAAGAAAUGACAAACUAGAGCAUCAUCUAGGUGAAGCUAUAGAGAAAUUGAAGACCUAUCAACAGAUUCAUGGUUCUGAUGAUAAAGGCAAUAAUAAAUCAAAUACCAUCGUCGCUUCAGGUGUUUCUCAAACCAAACUAGAAGAUUUACAAAGGGAGCUUGAAGAAACUCGUGAAUUAGCUAACAAUAGACUGCAAGAAUUAGAUAAGCUACAUCAACAACAUAGAGAUGCACUAAAAGAAGUUGAAAAAUUGAAAAUGGAUAUUCGUCAACUGCCAGAAUCAGUUAUAGUAGAGACUACAGAGUAUAAAUGUUUGCAAUCUCAAUUUUCGGUAUUAUAUAAUGAAUCAAUGCAACUGAAAACGCAAUUGGACGAAGCUAGGCAACAACUUCAAACUAGCAAAAAUGCGCAUUUAAGACAUAUCGAAAUGAUGGAGAGUGAGGAGCUGAUGGCUCAGAAAAAAUUGAGAGGAGAAUGUAUUCAACUCGAAGAUAUUUUAGCACAAUUAAGGAAAGAAUAUGAAAUGUUACGAAUUGAAUUUGAACAAAACUUAGCAGCUAAUGAGCAAACUGGCCCUAUAAAUAGAGAAAUGAGACAUCUUAUUACAUCAUUACAAAACCACAAUCAGCAACUAAAAGGAGAAGUUCACAGAUAUAAACGGAAAUACAAAGAAGUUGCCACAGAUCUUCCUAAGUUAAAAAGAGAAGUUGAAGAGCUAACGUCAAAAUUGGGUCAACAAAAUUCUCAAGAAAGCAAAGAAGGUAACAAUUCCGACGGUAGUGGUAAAGAGGAAGAUGCACCAAAUUCACUGCCGGUUGCAGGACAGAUAAAAGAUGAAACUGGCAUGCCAAUUAAAAGAGAAGGUGCGGAUGAAGAUAUAGAAAAUGAAUUAGGAGAUGGAGAUAAGGGAACAUCUGAUUCACUUGCAUCUCCUACUCUGAAAAAAGAAAAGGAUCUUAAAAGAGAAAAAGAUGUUAAAAAAGAAUCUAUCAAAACAGAACACCGAGAUCCAACGCACAAAUCUAAAGAUGCAAAAGGCGCAGAAUCUGAACUUGUCAGAGAUUUAAGAGCACAGAUGAAAAAAGCUGUCAAUGAGAUGAAAGAAAUGAAAUUACUGCUAGAUAUGUAUAAAGGGCUUGGUAAAGAACAACGAGAUAAAGCCCAGUUAAUGGCUGCGGAACGGAAGACGAGAGCUGAACUAGAAGAAUUAAGGCAACAAAUUAAAAAAAUUCAAGAAAAUAAACGCGAGGAGCGGAAAAAAUUAGCAGAUGAAGAUGCUCAAUUAAAAAUAAAAAAAUUAGAAGAGCAAACCUUUUCAUUACAAAGACAAGUUGCUACUCAAAAGCAGAAAUCAAAUGUUGAAUGCAGUACAUUGUUAAUGGGUGAAGAAGAAGCUCUUCUAAAUGAAAUGGAAGUAACAGGCCAAGCUUUUGAAGAUAUGCAAGAACAAAAUUCUAGAUUAAUUCAGCAGCUACGAGAAAAAGAUGACGCUAACUUUAAAUUAAUGACUGAGAGAAUAAAAAGUAAUCAACUACACAAAUUGGCCAGGGAAGAAAAAGAUGUUCUUAAAGAGCACGUGUCAACUCUUACAACUCAAGUAGAAGCGGCGAAUGUAGUAGUUAGAAAACUCGAAGAUAAAGAACGUCUUCUGCAAAACUCAUUGGCUACAGUUGAAAAAGAGCUUGCUCUAAGACAACAAGCAAUGGAAAUGCAUAAAAGAAAAGCAAUUGAAAGUGCUCAAUCUGCAGCUGAUCUCAAACUUCAUCUUGAAAAAUAUCACUCUCAAAUGAAAGAAGCACAGCAAGUUGUUGCUGAAAAGACGAGUUCACUCGAAGCUGAAGCAUACAAAACAAAAAGGCUACAGGAAGAAAUAGCGCAAUUAAGACGGAAAGUUGAAAGAAUGAAGAAAAUCGAAUUGGCAGAAACUGUUGAUGAAGUCAUGGCAGAGGAACUUCGAGAAUAUAAAGAAACUCUUACUUGCCCAUCUUGUAAAGUUAAAAGAAAAGAUGCCGUGCUUACGAAAUGUUUCCACGUAUUCUGUUGGGACUGUUUACGCACUCGUUAUGAGACUAGGCAAAGAAAGUGUCCAAAGUGCAAUUGCGCUUUUGGUGCUAAUGACUAUCAUCGACUUUAUUUAUCAACUUGAAGGAAACAAGUAUGAUAAAUAUUUGGCAGAUACGUUAUGUAUUAACAGAGUUAUAAUCUGUUACUGACUGCAGCAUCAUUAUUUAAAGAUGCAUCAAGCGCAUUUCUGUUUUAUAUUUUUGUUACAAAUAUGCUCACAGAUGCAAGUUUCUAAUUUGAAUGCGAGACAUCAACAUUAGUUAUUAAUAUAUAAUUAUAUAUAAAUAGGGCUAAAUGGUAAUAUUACUAAUAUUUAGUUUAACCAAUGUUCCUUUUUUGUUUCAAUACUAUUUGAAAAAAAGUAAUCAAGCAUGGAAGUUUAGUUCUUUUAUCUGUAAAAAUUGUGUAGGUAGUUUUUUCAAUACUUUUUAAAUUAUUCUUUCAGCAUGAACUUACAUGCUUUGCUACCAUUUGUGAACAUAUUUUAUUUUUAUUGGUAGAAUGCUUUUUUAAUGUUUUUAAUUAAGAAAUUAUAUAAAUUUUGCUA